UGUCUGCGCCAUGCUGUCCUGUUCACCAUCAUCGAAGGCCUGUCUCUCUCCUUGGAAGAUGCAUACGACUGCUGCGAUCCUCUGUGCGCGGACAGCCAAGCAAGCCGAUUUUGACUGCGCCACCGAAGCACGACCGAAGCGGUGCAUUCAACACGAUCGAAGUGGUGCACCCACUGCGCGCAAUUACCAGCUGCAGAGGCACUAUGAUCCUGUCGUUGGCGCCCCCGUCGCGCUCAAUACCCACAGGGUCCAUCCAGGCUCCCGGGAUCGUGAUUAGUAUGCCAGUGCGGCUCGCUUGCUGUCCAGUAUGGAGAUCCUCUGUCCCAUCACCCCGACGGUCUCCGCGGCGGUCACGCUCGACCAAGUCCGACCUCGUCCACUGCAUCGCACUGCGCCCACCCACUGCUCAUACCAUUGUGGACACCGCACGGUCCACGACGCCCGACCCACCCCACAUCCCCGACUGGAACCCGACUUGCCAGCCCUCCACGCUGAUGCACGAUCUCACGGCGGACAGCGAUGAUAUUGCGCAUGAUGGACACCCACCCGCACACAGUACAGGGCACUCUCGCCAUUGUUCGCUCUCUCCGGCGGCCUCGGAGACGGAGCUGCGCUGCACUGUCCAACGCCAUGAUCGGGAUCGAGUGCCAGUGAGCUCGCGCCGCGCCCGAUCCGUCGCUCGCUUCGAGAUUCGCGCCCGGGCGCCUAGUACAGACCUUUUUCGUGAUGCUUCGACUCGCCUCCGACUCAUCCCUCUGUUGGCGCACCCAUGCCGUAUGGAUUCGUCUUUGCGACUCAGUACCUAUCCACCAAUGUCUGUUCGUGUUGGUAUCAUCAAUGUUCAGCACUUCCUCCCUCCUCCACCGGUCAUUGGACAUGUUUCUUGACCAGGAUCGAUGAAUCAGCGCGACCCCUACUUAUAACUCUCUUAUUCCCGGCAUCUCUGGCAAAGUGAGAUGCACCUCUGACGUCGUCACAUGGGUCCGCGUCAAGGACCCUCGUUCCCAGCCCCCGCAGUGGGUCCAUAUCGAGGCGAGUCACGGUGAGUCACUCGCUGUGACGGUGUGACGCUCAUACACUCAGGAAAUUUGCCUCCGACCGGACCAUGGUGCGCCACCGAGAUGA
Molecule: messenger RNA, 1125 nt
Organism: Fomitopsis serialis
Lineage: Eukaryota; Fungi; Basidiomycota; Agaricomycetes; Polyporales; Fomitopsidaceae
Exons: 7
Coding region: 204-887 (227 amino acids)
Source: RefSeq, a predicted model, not a curated record